CCACCAUAACCGUAAAAAUAAACUCCUCUUUCAUCCUUUACUUGACAAAUUCCUGCAAAGCCUUCUCUUCUGAGCUGAAAGCACUUCAUCUCCAUCUACUUGGAAAAGAAUUAAGCCUUCUGUUUUCGUUUCUUGCUUAUCAAUCAACUGCUUUGUACAAAUGGAAAACUUAUCAUUUAUCGAGCUAUUCAUUAUAUUGCUUGACAUUUUAUUGUGUGAAUUAUUUCGAUAUAAGGUCGGUUACUUGCAGAAAUUUUUCUCAAGAUUUUGGUUCUCUAUCCGAUCCAAACUUAGCUUUGGUAAGUCAAAGGUGUGCGAAGAGAACAAGAACCAAGAUUCUGAGUCGUCCAACCAGCAGGAUUACUUUAGCAGGAGAGAUGAUAGGAACCUCUGCAGAGAAGAGGUGGAGAUGGUGAUGGGGAAAUUAGGACUUUUUUGCAGCGCAGAAAGUGAGGAGCUUAAGGAGUCGAUGGGUUCUGAUGAGCUUUCCCAGCUGUUUGAUGAGAGGGAGCCAAGCUUAGAGGAAGUAAAAAAGGCUUUUGAUGUUUUCGAUGAGAAGAGAGAUGGUUUUAUUGAUGCUGAAGAGUUGCAGAGAGUCCUCCAAACAUUGGGACUAAAGGAAGGAUUUACGCUGGAGAACUGCAGGAAAAUGAUCAGAGCUUGCGAUGAAAACAGAGACGGAAGAAUAGACUUCAAUGAAUUUGUAAAAUUCAUGGAGAACAUCUUUUCUUGAAUAUACUUUUGGAAACAUCAAAAGCACAACAUAUUUUAUA
Molecule: messenger RNA, 773 nt
Organism: Hevea brasiliensis (rubber tree)
Lineage: Eukaryota; Viridiplantae; Streptophyta; Magnoliopsida; Malpighiales; Euphorbiaceae
Product: probable calcium-binding protein CML46
Exons: 1
Coding region: 161-733 (190 amino acids)
Molecular function (GO): calcium ion binding
Source: RefSeq, a predicted model, not a curated record